Molecule: messenger RNA, 11299 nt
Organism: Porites lobata
Lineage: Eukaryota; Metazoa; Cnidaria; Anthozoa; Scleractinia; Poritidae
Source: the annotation of a GenBank genome assembly
GGGUUACAGGGGGUUACAAGGGGUUGCAAGGGGCUACAAGGGGUUACAGGGUGCUACAAGGGGUUAAAAGGGGUUACAAGGGGUUACAAGGGGUUACAAGGGGUUACAGGGGGUUACAAGGGGUUACAAGGGGUGACAGGGGGUGACAAGGGGUUACGGGGGUUACAAUCGAUUAUAGAAACUUUUUUCUAACUAGAACGUUCCCAGAUAUUUUUUCUUAGUCCUUUUUGCAUCAAAAUCAAAGUUGAGGAAAUCUCAAAUUUUUGAUCAAAACGAUGGACUAACCCCUUUUGAAAAAUUCUAAUUUUGCGUUUUUCGUACACAGUUGUUUUUAUAGUCUUUAAAGGCUUCUUUUUUAUUUAGAACGUCAGCAAAGACUUUUUGUCCUCCAUUUUUGAUAACCACAAAACAUGAAAAAACUUCAACUUUUUGAGCAAAAUCCUGGACUAUCUCCUUUGCAAAAAUGCCAAUUUUGCCUUCUUUUUAAAUCCAUGUUUAUAUUCUCUAAGAAGCCUUGUUUUCUAACGAGAACGUCACCAAAUACUUUUUUUGGGUGUAUUUUGCAUAAAACGAAACGUUCACAAAAUUUCCAAUUUUUGACCAAAACCAUGGACUAACGCCUUCUCAAAAAUGCCAAUGUUGUGCGUUUUUGAAACCAAUGUUUUUGUUGUUCAGAAAGGCUUGUUUGCUAUAUAAAACGUGGAAAAUCGUUUUUUCACGAUUUAUUUUCACGAUCUUUGGCAUGGGAAUAACGGGGUUACAAGCGGUGAGAGGGAGUUACAGGGGGUUAGAGGGGGUUACAAGGGGUUAAAAGGGGCUACAAGGGGUUACAGGGGGUUACAAGGGGUUACAAGGGGUUACAAGGGGUUACAAGGGGUGACAGGGGGUGACAAGGGGUUACAGGGGGUUACAAUCGAUUAUAGAAACUUUUUUCUAACUAUAACGUUCCCAGAUACUUUUUCUUAGUCUAUUUUGCAUAACAAUCAAAGUUGAAGAAAUGUCAAAUUUUUGAUCAAAACGAUGGACUAACCCCUUUGGAAAAUUCCAAUUUUUGCGUUUUUCGUACACAGUUGUUUUUAUAGUCUUUAAAAGCUUCUUUUUUAUGUAGAACGUCAGCAAACAGUUUUUCUCGAUCUGUUUUUGAUCAACACAAAACAUGAAAAAACUUCAACUUUUUGACUAAAAUCAUGGACUAUCCCCUUUGCAAAAAUGCCAAUUUUGCCUUCUUUUUAAAUCCAUGUUUAUAUUGUCUAUAAAGGCUUCUUUUCUAACGAGAACGUCACCAAAUACUUUUUUUGGGUGUAUUUUGCAUAAAACGAAACGUUCAAAAAAUUUCCAAUUUUUGACCCAAACCAUGGACUAACGCCUUCUCAAAAAUGCCAAUUUUGUGGGUUUUUGAUAGCGAUGUUUUUGUUGUUCAGAUAGGCUCGUUUGCUAUAUAAAACGUGGAAAAUCGUUUUUCCCUGAUUUAUUUUCACGAUCUUUGGCAUGGGAAUAACGGGGUUACAAGGGGUUAAAGGGGGGUUACAGGGAGUUACAAGGGGUUACAGGGGGUGACAAGGGGUUACACGGGGUUACAAAGGAUUAUAGAAACUUUUUUCUAACUAGAACGUUCCCAGAUACUUUUUCUUAAUCCUUUUUGCAUCAAAAUCAAAGUCUGAGAGAUCUCAAAUUUUUGAUCAAAACGAUGGACUAACCCCUUUGGAAAAAUUCUAAUUUUGCGUUUUUCGUACACAUUUGUUUUUAUAGUGUUUAAAGGCUUCUUUUUUAUGUAGAACGUCAGCAAAAACUUUUUCUCGAUCCAUUUUUUAAAAAAACACAACAGAUGAAAAAACUUCAACUUUUUGUCCAAAAUCAUGGACUAUCCCCUUUGCAAAAAUGCCAAUUUUGCCUUCUUUUUAAAUCCAUGUUUAUAUUCUCUUGAAAGGCUUUUUUCUAACGAGAACGUCACCAAAUACUUUUUCUGGGUGUAUUUUGCAUAACACGAAACGUUCACAAAAUUUCCAAUUUUUGACCAAAACCAUGGACUAACCCCUUUGCAAAAAUGCCAAUUUUGUGGGUUUUUGAAAGCGAUGUUUUUGUUGUUCAGAAAGGCUUGUUUGCUAUAUAAAAUGUCGCAAAUCGUUUCUUCAGGAGUUAUUUUCACGAUCUAGCACAUUGGAGCUCAGGGGGUUACAAGGGGUUACAGGGGCUUGCAGGGCUUACAAGGGGUUACAAGGGGUUACAAGGGGUUACAGGGGGUUACAAGGGGUUACAAGGGAUGACAGGGGGUGACAAGGGGUUACAGGGGGUUACAAUGGAUUAUAAGAACUUUUUCUAACUAGAACGUUCCCAGAUACUUUUUCUUAGUCUAUUUAGCAUAACAAUCAAAGUUGAACAAAUCUCAAAUUUAUGAUCAAAACGAUGGACUAACCCCUUUGGAAAAAUUCUAAUUUUGCGUUUUUCGUACACAGUUGUUUUUAUAGUCUUUACAGGCUUCUUUUUUAUGUAGACCGUCAGCAAACACUUUUUCUCGAUCCAUUUUUGACAAACACAAACGAUGAAAAAGCUUCAACUUUUUUACUUACAUCAUGGACUAUCCCCGUUGCAAAAAUGCCAAUUUUGCCUUCUUUUUAAAUCCAUGUUUAUAUUGUCUAGAAAGGCUUCUUUUCUAACGAGAACGUCACCAAAUACUUUUUCUGGGUGUAUUUUACAUAAAACGAAACCUUCACAAAAUUUCCAAUUUUUGACCAAAACCAUGGACUAACUCCUUCGCAAAAAUGCCAUUUUUGUGCGUUUUUGAAACCGAUGUUUUUGUUGUUCAGAAAGGCUUGUUUGCUAUAUAAAAUGUCGAAAAUCGUCUUUCCACGAUUUAUUUUCACGAUCUUUGGCAUGGGAAUAACGGGGUUACAAGCAGUGAGAGGGAGUUACAGGGGGUUACAGGGGGUUACAAGGGGUUAAAAGGGGCUAAAAGGGGUUACAGGGGGUUACAAGGGGUUACAGGGGGUUACAAGGGGUUACAAGGGGUGACAGGGGGUGACAAGGGGUUACGGGGGUUACAAUCGAUUAUAGAAACUUUUUUCUAACUAGAACGUUCCCAGAUACUUUUUCUUAGUCUAUUUUUCAUAACAAUCAAAGUUGAAGAAAUCUCAAAAUUUUGAUCAAAACGAUGGACUAACCCCUUUGGAAAAUUCCAAUUUUUGCGUUUUUCGUACACAGUUGUUUUUAUAGUCUUUAAAAGCUUCUUUUUUAUCUAGAACGUCAGCAAACAGUUUCUCUAGAUCUGUUUUUGAUCAACACAAAACAUGAAAAAACUUCAACUUUUUGACCAAAAUCAUGGACUAUCCCUUUUGCAAAAAUACCAAUUUUGCCUUCUUUUUAAAUCCAUGUUUAUAUUCUCUAGGAAGGAUUGUUUUCUAACGAGAACGUCACCAAAUACUUUUUUUGGGUGUAUUUUGCAUAAAACGAAACGUUCACAAAAUUUCCAAUUUUUGACCAAAACCAUGGACUAACGCCUUCUCAAAAAUGCCAAUUUUGUGCGUUUUUGAAACCAAUGUUUUUGUUGUUCAGAAAGGCUUGUUUGCUAUAUAAAACGUGGAAAAUCGUUUUUUCACGAUUUAUUUUCACGAUCUUUGGCAUGGGAAUAACGCGGUUACAAGCGGUGAGAGGGAGUUACAGGGGGUUAGAAGGGGUUACAAGGGGUUAAAAGGGGCUACAAGGGGUUACAGGGGGUUACAAGGGGUUACAAGUGGUUACAAGGGGUUACAAGAGGUUACAAGGGGUUACAAGGGGUGACAGGGGGUGACAAGGGGUUACAGGGGGUUACAAUCGAUUAUAGAAACUUUUUUCUAACUAGAACGUUCCCAGAUACUUUUUCUUAGUCUAUUUUGCAUAACAAUCAAAGUUGAAGAAAUGUCAAAAUUUUGAUCAAAACGAUGGACUAACCCCUUUGGAAAAUUCCAAUUUUUGCGUUUUUCGUACACAGUUGUUUUUAUAGUCUUUAAAAGCUUCUUUUUUAUCUAGAACGUCAGCAAACAGUUUUUCUCGAUCUGUUUUUGAUCAACACAAAAGAUGAAAAAACUUCAACUUUUUGACUAAAAUCAUGGACUAUCCCCUUUGCAAAAAUGCCAAUUUUGCCUUCUUUUUAAAUCCAUGUUUAUAUUGUCUAGAAAGGCUUCUUUUCUAACGAGAACGUCACCAAAUACUUUUUUUGGGUGUAUUUUGCAUAAAACGAAACGUUCAAAAAAAUUUCCAAUUUUUGACCAAAACCAUGGACUAACGCCUUCUCAAAAAUGCCAAUUUUGUGCGUUUUUUAAAGCGAUGUUUUUGUUGUUCAGAUAGGCUCGUUUGCUAUAUAAAACGUGGAAAAUCGUUUUUCCACGAUUUAUUUUCACGAUCUUUGGCAUGGGAAUAACGGGGUUACAAGGGGUUAAAGGGGGGUUACAGGGAGUUACAAGGGGUUACAAGGGGUUACAAGGGGUUACAGGGGGUUACAGGGGGUUACAAGGGGCUACAAGGGGUUACAGGGGGUUACAGGUUGGUACAAGGGGUUACAAGGGGUUACAAGGGGUUACAAGGGGUGACAGGGGGUGACAAGGGGUUACAGGGGGUUACAAAGGGUUAUAGAAACUUUUCUCUAACUAGAACGUUCCCAGAUACUUUUUCUUAGUCCUUUUUGCAUCAAAAUCAAAGUUAAAGAAAUUUCAAAUUUUUGCUCAAAACGAUAGACUAAUCCCUUUGGAAAAAUUCCAAUUUUGCGUUUUUCGUACACAGUUGUUUUUAUAGUCUUUAAAGGCUUCUUUUUUAUCUAGAACGUCAGCAAAAACUUUUUCUCAUCCAUUUUUGAUAAACACAAAAGAUGAAAAAACUUCAUCUUUUUGACCAAAAUCAUGGACUAUCCCCUUUGCAAAAAUGCCAAUUUUGCCUUCUUUUUAAAUCCAUGUUUAUAUUCUCUAGGAAGGCUUGUUUUCUAACGAGAACGUCACCAAAUACUUUUUCUGGGUGUAUUUUGCUUAAAACGAAACGUUCGCGAAAUUUCCAAUUUUUGACCAAAACCAUGGACUAACCCCUUUGCAAAAAUGCAAAGUGGCUUUUUGAAAGCGAUGUUUUUGUGUUCAGAAAAGCUUGUUUAGUAUCUAAAACGUGGAAAAUCGUUUUUCCCCGAUUUAUUUUCACGAUCUAUGACGUGGGAAUAGAGUGGGUUACAACGGGUUACAAGGGGUUACAGGGGGUUACAGAGGUUACAAGGGGUAACAAGGGGUUACAGGUUGGUUACAAGGGGUUACAAGUGGUCACAGGGGAGGACAACGGGUUAAAGGGGGUUACAAAGGAUUAUAAAAACUUUUUUCUAACUAGAACGUUCCCAGAUACUUUUUCUUAGUCUAUUUUGCAUCAAAAUGAAAGUUGAAGAAAUCUCAAAUUUCUGAUCAAAACGAUGGACUAACCCCUUUGGAAAAAUUCUAAUUUUGCGUUUUUCGUACACAGUUGUUUUUAUAGUCUUUAAAGGCUUUUUUUGUAUCUAAAACGUCAGAAAACACUUUUUCUCGAUCCAUUUUUGAUAAACACAAAAGAUGAAAAAUCUUUAACUUUUUGACCAAACCAUAGACUAACCCCUUUGCAAAAAUGCCAAUUUUGUGGGUUUUUGAAAGCCUUGUUUUUGUGGUUCAGAAAGGCUUGUUUGCUAUAUAAAACGUCGAAAAUCGUUCCUUCACGAUUUAUUUUCACGAUCUAUGACAUGGGAAUACAGGGGGUUUCAAGGGGUUACAGGAGGUUACAGGGGGUUACAAGGGGUUACAAGGGGUUACAAGGGGUGACAGGGGGUUACAAGGGGUUACAAGGGAUGACAGGGGGUGACAAAGGAUUACAGGAGGUUAGAAUGGAUUAUAGAAACUUUUUUCUAACUAGAACGUUCCCAGAUACUUUUUCUUAGUCUAUUGGCUUGUUUGCUAUAUAAAACGUCGAAAAUCGUUUUUCCACGAUUUAUUUUCACGAUCUUUGGCAUGGGAAUAACGGGGUUACAAGGGGUUACAGGGGGUUACAGGGGGUUACAGGGGGUUACAAGGGGUUAGAAGGCGCUACAGGGGGUUACAGUGGGUUCCAAGGGGUUACAAGGGAUUACAGGGGUUUACAAGGGGUUAUAAGGGGUGACAGGGGGUGACAAGGGGUUACAGAGGGUUACAAAGGAUUAUAGCAACUUUUUUUUAACUAGAACGUUCCCAGAUACUUUCUGUUAGUCCUUUUUGCAUAAAAAUCAAAUUUGAAGAAAUCUCAAAUUUUUGAUCAAAACGAUGGACUAACCCCUUUGGAAAAAUUCCAAUUUUGUGUUUUUCGUGCACAGUUGUUUUUAUAGUCUUUAAAGGCUUCUUUUUUAUCUAGAACGUCAGCAAACACUUUUUCUAGAUUCAUUUUUGAUAAACACAAAAGUUAAAAAAAACUUCAACUUUCUGACCAAAAUCUUGGACUAUGCCCUUUGCAAAAAUGCCAAUUUUGCUUUCUUCUUAAAUUCAUGUUUAUAUUGUCUAAAAAGGCCUGUUUUCUAACGACAACGUCACCAAAUACUUUUUUUGGGUGUAUUUUGCAUAAAACGAAACGUUCACAAAAUUUCAAAUUUUUUACCAAAACCAUGGACUAACCCUUUUGCAAAAAUGCUAAUUUUGUGGGUUUUUGAAAGCGAUGUUUUUGUUGUUCAGAAAGGUUUGUUUGCUAUAUAAAACGUCGAAAAUCGUUUUUUCACGGUUUUUUUUUGACGAUCUAUGACAUGGGAAUAACGGGGUUACAAGGGGUUACAAGGGGUUACAGGGAGUUACAAGGGGGUACAAGGGGUUACAGGAGGUUAGAAGGGGUUACAAGGGAUCACAGGGGGCGAGAAGGGGUUACAGGGGAUUACAAAGGAUUAUAAGAACUUUUUUCUAACUAGAACGUUCCCAGAUACUUUUUCUUAGUCUAUUUUGCAUAAAAGUCAAAGUUGGAGAGAUCUCAAAUUUUUGAUCAAAACGAUGGACUAACCCCUUUGGAAAAAUUCCAAUUUUGCGUUUUUCGAACACAGUUGUUUUUAUAGUGUUUAAAGGCUUCUUUUUUAUGUAGAACGUCAGCAAAAACUUUUUCUCGAUCCAUUUUUGAUAAACACAAAAGAGGAAAAAACUUCAACUUUUUGUCCAAAAUCAUGGACUAUCUAUCCCCUUUGCAAAAAUGCCAAUUUUGCCUUCUUUUUAAAUCCAUGUUUAUAUUCUCUAGAAAGGCUUGUUUUCGAACGAGAACGUCACCAAAUACUUUUUCUGGGUGUAUUUUGCAUAAAACGAAACGUUCACAAAAUUUCCAAUUUUUGACCAAAACCAUGGACUAACCCUUUUGCAAAAAUGCCAAUUUUGUUCGUUUUUGAAACCGAUGUUUUUGAUGUUCAGCAAGGCUUGUUUGGUUUAUAAAAUCUGCGAAAUAGUUUUUAAACGAUUCAUUUUCUCGAUCUAUGACAUGGAAAUACAGGGGGUUACAAGGGGUUACAGGGGGUUACGGGGGAUUACAAGGGGUUACAAGGGGUUACAAGGGGUUACAGGGGGUUACAAGGGGUUACAAGGGGUUACAGAAGGUUACAAGGGGUUACAAGGGAUGACAGGGGGUGACAAGGGGUUACAGGGGGUUACAAAGGAUUAUAAGAACUUUUUUCUAACUAGAACGUUCCCAGAUACUUUUCCUUAGUCUAUUUUGCAUAAAAAUCCAAGUUGAAGAAAUCUCAAAUUUUUGAUCAAAACGAUGGACUAACCCCUUUGGAAAUAUUCUGAUUUUGCGUUUUUCGUACACAGUUGUUUUUAUAGUCUUUAAACGCUUGUUUUUUAUUUAGAACAUCAGCCAACACUUUUUCUCGAUCCAUUUUUGAUAAACGCAAAAGAUGAAAAAACUUCAACUUUUUGACCAAAAUCAUGGAGUAACCCCUUUGCAAAAAUGCCAAUUUUGUGGGUUUUUGAAAGCGAUGUUUUUGUUGCUCAGAAAGGCUUGUUUGCUAUAUAAAACGUCGAAAAUCGUUUCUUCACGAUUUGGUUUCACGAUCUAUGACAUGGGAAUAAGGGGGUUUCAAGGGGUUACAGAUGGUUACAGGGGGUUACAGCGGGUUACAAGGGGUUACUAGGGGUUACAAGAAAUGACAGGGGGUGACAGUGGGUUACAGGGGGUUGCAAUGGAUUAUAGAAACUUUUUUCUAACUAGAACGUUCCCAGAUACUUUUUGUUAGUCUAUUUUGCAUAAAAAUCCAAGUUGAAGAAAUCUCAAAUUUUGGUGAAAACGAUGGACUAACCUCUUUGGAAAAAUUCUGAUUUUGCGUUUUUCGUACACACUUGUUUUUAUAGACUUUAAAGGCUUCUUUUUUAUCUAGAACGUCAGCAAACACUUUUUCUCGAUGCAUUUUUGAUAAACACAAAAGAUGAAAAAACUUCAACUUUUUGACCAAAAUCAUGGAGUAUCCCCUUUCCAAAAAUGCCAAUUUUGUGGGUUUUUGAAAACGAUGUUUUUGUUGUUCAGAAAGGUUUGUUUGCUAUAUCAAACGUCGAAAAUCGUUUUUUCACAAUUUAUUUUCACGAUCUAUCACAUGCGUAUACAGGGUGUUACAAGGGGUUACAGGGGGUUACAAGGGGUUACGAUGGGUUACAGGGGGUUACAAGGGGUAACAAGGGGUGACAGGGGGUGACAAGGGGUUACAGGGGGUUACAAUGGAUUAUAGAAACUUUUUUCUAACUAGAAUGUUCCCAGAUACUUUUUCUUAGUUUAUUUUGCAAAAAAAUCAAAGUUGGAGAAAUCUCAAAUUAUUGAUCAAAACGAUGGACAAACCCGUUUGGAAAAAUUCCAAUUUUGCGUUUUUCGUACACAGUUGUUUUUAUAGUCUUUAAAGGCUUCUUUUUUAUCUAGAACGUCAGCAAAAACUUUUUCUGAUCCAUUUUUGAUAAGCACAAAAGAUGAAAAAACUUCAACUUUUUGACCAAAUUCAUGGACUAUCCCCUUUGCAAAAAUGCCAAUUUUGCCUUCUCUUUAAAUCCAUAUUUAUAUUCUCUAGGAAGGCUUGUUUUCUAACGACAACGUCACCAAAUACUUUUUCUGGGUGUAUUUUGCAUAAAACGAAACCUUCACAAAAUUUGCAAUUUUUGACCCAAACCAUGGACUAACCCGUUUGCAAAAAUGCCAAUUUUGUGGGUUUUUGAAAGCGAUGUUUGUGCUGUUCAGAAAGGCUUGUUUCCUAGAUAAAGCGCCAAAAAUUCUUUUUUCCACCAUUUAUUUUCACGAUCUAUGACAUGGGAAUACAGGGGGUUAAAAGGGGUUACAGGGGGUUACAAGGGUUUGCAAGCGGUUACAAGGGGUUACAAGGGGUGACAGGGGGUGACAAGGGGUUACAGGGGGUUACAAAGGAUUAUAGAAACUUUUUUCUAACUAGAACGUUCCCAGAUACUUUUUCUUAGUCUAUUUUGCAUCAAAAGCAAAGUUGAAGAAAUAUCAAAUUUUUGAUCAAAACGAUGCACUAACCCCUUUGGAAAAAUUCUAAUUUUGCGUUUUUCGUACACAGUUGUUUUUAUAGUUUUUAAAGGCUUCUUUUUUAUCUAGAAAGUCAGCAAACACUUUUUCUCGAUCCAUUUUUGAUAAACACAAAACAUGAAAAAACUGCAACUUUUUGACCAAAAUCAAGAACUAUCCCCUUUGCAAAAAUGCCAAUUUUGCCUUCUUUUUAAAUCCAUGUUUAUAUUCUCUAGAAAGGCUUGUUCUCUAACGAAAACGUCACCAAAUACUUUUUUUGGGUGUAUUUUGCAUAAAACGAAACGUUCACAAGAUUUCCAAUUUUUGACCAAAACCAUGGACUAACCCGUUUGCAAAAAUGCCAAUUUUGUGGGUUUUUGAAAGCGAUGUUUGUGUUGUUCAGAAAGGCUUGUUUGCUAUAUAAAGCGCCAAAAAUUCUUUUUUCCACCAUUUAUUUUCACGAUCUAUGGCAUGGGAAUACAGGGGGUUACAAGGGGUUACAGGGGGUUACAAGGGUUUGCAAGCGGUUACAAGGGGUUACAAGGGGUGACAGGGGGUGACAAGGGGUUACAGGGGGUUACAAAGGAUUAUAGAAAUUUUUUUCUAACUAGGAGAUACCCAGAUACUUUUUCUCAGUCUAUUUUGCAUAAAAAUCAGAGUUGAAGAAAUCUCAAAUUUUUGAUCAAAACGAUGGACUAACCCCUUUGGAAAAAUUCUAAUUUUGCGUUUUUCGAACAGAGUUGUUUUUAUAGUCUUUAAAGGCUUCUUUUUUAUCUAGAACGUCACCAAACACUUUUUCUCGAUCUAUAUUUGAUAAACACAAAAGAUAAAAAAAACUUCCACUUUUUGACCUAAAUCAUGGACUAUCCCCUUUGCAAAAAUGCCAAUUUUUGGCGUUUUUGAAACCGAUGUUUUUGUUGGUUCAGUAGGGCUUGUUUCCUAUAUAAAACGUCGAAAAUCGUUUUUUCACAAUUUAUUUUAACGAUCUAUGACAUGGGAAUACAGAGGGUUACAAGGGGCUACCGGGGGUUAAAGGGGGUUGCAAGGGGUUACAAUGGGUUACAGGGGUUUACAAGGGGUUACAAGGGGUUACAGGGGGUUACAAGGGGUUACAAGGGGCGACAUGGGGUGACAAGGGGUUACAGGGGGUUACAAUGGAUUAUAGAAACUUUUUUCUAACUAGAACGUUCCCAGAUACUUUUUCUUAGUCUAUUUUGCUAAAAAAUCAAAGUUGGAGAAAUCUCAAAUUUUUUAUCAAAACGAUGGACUAACCCCUUUGGAAAAAUUCUAAUUUUGCGUUUUUCGUACACAGUUGUUUUUAUAGAACGUCAGCAAACACUUUUUCUCGAUCCAUUAUUGAUAAACAAAAAAGAUGAAAAAUCUUCAACUUUUUGACCAAAAUCAUGGACUAUCCCCUUUGCAAAAAUGCCAAUUUUGCCUUCUUUUUAAAUCCAUGUUUAUAUUGUCUAGAAAGGCUUGUUUUCUAACGAGAACGUCACCAAAUACUUUUUCUGGGUGUAUUUUGCAUAAAAGGAAACGUUCACAAAAUUUCCUAUUUUUGACCAAAACCAUGGACUAACCCCUUUGCAAAAAUGCCGAUUUUUUUGCGUUUUUCAAACCGAUAUUUUUGUUCAUCAGAAAGGCUUGUUUGCUAUAUAAAACGUCGAAAAUCGUUUUUUCACGAUUUAUUUUCACGAUCUAUGACAUGGGAAUAAAGGGGGUCACAAGGGGUUACAGGGGGUUACAAGGGGUUACAAGGGGUUACAAGGGGUUACAGGGGGUGACAAGGGGUCACAGGGGGUUACAAAGGAUUAUAGAAACUUUUUUCUAA